This is a messenger RNA of Cucurbita maxima (winter squash), 3435 nucleotides long. RefSeq names its product pentatricopeptide repeat-containing protein At5g39680. The record is from RefSeq and is a predicted model, not a curated record. NCBI's taxonomy places the organism in Eukaryota, Viridiplantae, Streptophyta, Magnoliopsida, Cucurbitales, Cucurbitaceae. Gene Ontology annotation, biological process: RNA modification. The coding region runs from base 305 to 2521 and encodes 738 amino acids. Gene Ontology annotation, molecular function: protein binding; zinc ion binding; RNA binding. The transcript has 2 exons.
UUCAACCUCACCACAAAUCGUUAGAACAGAUAGAUGGUUGCGGCUGCGAGGAGACGGCGAAUCGUUGCUGGUAAUUGCCGACUGAUAUUUUGGGGUUCAUACAAAAGAUAAACAUGGGCUGCCUAAUGAUAUGGAGGUAGUAGACAUCUUUUUGCUGGAAUUUUUCUGUGCAAUUUGUUAGCUGGGUAUUCUUCGGUAUGGUUUUCGGUUUAUAAAAAUCAUUUAUUUAUUUAUUUUUGUUCAUUAUACUUGAGAAUUACUGCCUUCCACUGGUGUAGUUAGUAGGAUUGAGCUUGUUCUGAGGAUGAGCGGAUGGAUGGAUUCUGCCAAAAAGCUUUGCAUAACCUUAAAAGCAAAUACAGAACUAGAAAUUCAAAGCAUUGCAAUGGCUAUGUUAAAGCUACCAGUACCAAUUAGUAGCCUUGCUCCUGUCAAAUUCACGCCAUUUCUAUCGAAGUCCAAUGAAUUGGCUUCUCCUCUCCUGGACCCAAUGAAGCUCUUGAAAGUGGCUGCAGAUGCCAAAAACUUAAAAUUUGGUAGAGUAAUCCAUGCCCAUUUGGUCAUUACCAAUCGCAUCCCUAGAGACUGCAGGGUAAACCAAAUUAAUUCUCUUAUUAAUUUGUAUGUGAAAUGUGAUGAACUAUUCAUUGCUCGGCAGAUGUUCGAUAGAAUGUCGAAAAGAAAUGUGGUUUCUUGGUGUGCUUUAAUGGCUGGGUAUAUGCAAAAUGGGAGUCCCUUGGAUGUUUUUGAGCUGUUCAAAAAGAUGAUAGUGAAGGAUAAUAUUUUCCCCAAUGAAUAUGUGAUUGCCACUGUUAUAUCUUCUUGUUUUGAUAGUCAAAUGUAUGUAGAGGGGAAGCAGUGUCAUGGAUUUUCCUUAAAGUCUGGAUUGGAGCUUCAUCAAUAUGUUAAGAAUGCUCUUAUUCAGAUGUACUCUAAAUGUUCAGAUGUAAGAGCAGCAUUGAAGAUAUUAGAUACUGUGCCAGGUUAUGACGUAUUUUGUUAUAAUUUGGUUCUAAAUGGGCUUCUAGAGCAUUCACAUGUGGGAGAAGCUAUAGAAGUUCUGAAGUUAAUGAUUGAUGAAGGCACAAAAUGGAAUAACGCCACUUUUGUUACGAUUUUUCGCAUUUGUGCUAGUCUUAAAGAUUUAAAAUUAGGUAAGCAUGUUCAUGCUCGAAUGUUGAAAAGCGAUAUUGACGACGAUGUCUAUAUCGGAAGUUCUAUCAUUGAUAUGUAUGGGAAAUGUGGUAAUGUGUUGAGUGGAAGAGCCUUUUUUGAUCAGUUGCAAAACCGAAAUGUUGUUUCUUGGACAGCAAUCAUGGCAGCUUAUUUUCAGAAUGGAUUCUUUGAAGAAGCAUUGAAUCUGUUUUCAAAGAUGGAAAUUGAUCAUAUUCCUCCUAAUGAAUAUACACUGGCUGUGUUGUUAAACUCUGCUGCAGGUUUGUCCGCACUAAGCCAUGGUGAUCAGUUACAUGCUCGUGCCGAGAAAUCAGGUCUCAAGGGCAAUGUUAUAGUAGGGAAUGCCUUGAUCAUAAUGUAUUCCAAGAGUGGGGACAUUUUAGCAGCACAACUCGUGUUCUCAAAUAUGAAGUGUUGUGAUUCCAUUACCUGGAAUGCGAUAAUAACUGGUCACUCUCACCAUUGUAUCGGUAAGGAAGCGUUGAACAUAUUCCACGACAUGUUGACUGCUCGAGAAUGUCCAAAUUAUGUGACCUUUAUUGGUGUUCUUUCUGCUUGUGCCCAUUUAAGUUUGGUAGAUGAAGGAUUGUACUAUUUUAAUCAUUUGAUGAAACAAUUGGGUAUUGUUCCUGGGUUGGAACACUAUACCUGCAUUGUUGGACUUCUAAGUAGAUCUGGACGACUCGAUGAAGCUGAGAAUUUUAUGAGGUCGAAUCCAAUCAAUUGGGAUGUUGUUGCAUGGCGCACCCUUCUCAAUGCUUGUUAUGUUCAUAGAAAUUAUGAUAAAGGGAAACAAAUAGCAGAGUACUUACUACAGAUGGAUCAUGAGGAUGUAGGUUCUUAUAUUUUAUUAUCAAACAUGCAUGCGAGAGUUAGGAGAUGGGAUGGUGUCGUUAAGGUAAGAAAAUUGAUGAGAGAAAGAAAUGUGAAGAAAGAACCUGGAGUGAGCUGGUUAGAAAUAAGAAAUAUUGCCCAUGUUUUUACAUCCGAAGAUAAUAAACACCCCGAGUCGAGUCAGAUUUAUGAAAUGAUAAGGGACUUGUUAACCAAGAUUCGACCAUUGGGUUAUGUUCCUGAUAUUGCUGGUGUAUUGCACGAUAUUGAGGAUGAGCAAAAGAUCGACAAUCUUAGCUAUCAUAGCGAGAAGCUUGCCGUAGCAUAUGGCCUGAUGAAAUCACCAUCAGGUGCACCGAUUCGGGUGAUCAAGAACCUUAGGAUGUGCGAUGAUUGUCACACUGCUAUCAAACUUAUUUCAAAGGUUGCAAAUAGGACUAUAAUUGUUAGAGAUGCCAACCGUUUCCAUCAUUUUCAAGAUGGUUUUUGUUCGUGUGGAGAUUAUUGGUGAAAUUUUUGAUAAGUUUCUCAAUGAUUCUGUGGUAGCAUGAUGAUAAAACGUUUCGAGCCAUGAUUCUGUGGUAGCAGAGAUAUCAAUGUACUCUACUAUUUCAGGCUGGUAUUAGGCACACAUGACACAAGUUGAGCCGACUAGGUCUGCACGUCGGGUUUCUACUUUUCCAUUGGUUGCACAUGUAGCUAUUUGGUUGGGGUGACUCUAGAAAACUCGAUUAAUUGGAAGAUUACAUCUCUGCCUACAGUCUAUGGUGGGAUUGUGUGGAUUCCCUCCCACCAAAGAAAUACUUCAUUCUUACAACAGUGGCACGGCAGUUCAACCAAGAAAGGAAGUCCUUUGGGAGGAGGGUGAGGCUCAUCGACUAAGAGAGAAAAAAAGAUAGAUUGAUCUCUGGAUUUGCCUCCCUAUAAAAAGGUCGAAGAUUGGCUGCUUGAGGCUGUGAUGGGAGCCUGUUUUAGAGGCAAAGCUAAGAUCAUUGGGGCUGUGCGUUAAAGCUACUUUAUGGUUAACUUGAAAGGAGCAUAAUCUUCUUUUGGUUAUACAACGCUUGUUGGAAUGCAUAAUCUUAGUAUCUGAGGCUGAAUGUGCAGUAGCAGCAGGAGCAGGAGUUAUGAGCUGUUGGAAUGAUUUGGUUCAGUAGUUUAUGACAGUGUUUUCUGCUCUCAAAGAUUUCCAAUGCUUCAAAGCUAAAUCACUUCAUUCAUUCUAGCAGUGUGAGGAGGAAUCGCUACAUGAAACUUGGGAGAGGCUCAAAGAAUGCUUGCGAAACUGCCUGAAUCAUGGUAUUCAAAUACAGACCUUAUACAAUGGUUGCCAACACUUGAACGUUUGCUUCAAUUGAGGUAAUAAUUUAAUCUCUGAUGUAAGAAAUUUCAUCAAAUUAUACGUCGAGAGUUCCAUUAUUCAAC